Guyanagaster necrorhizus is the source of this 1910-nucleotide messenger RNA. RefSeq lists its product as uncharacterized. The record is from RefSeq and is a predicted model, not a curated record. Lineage: Eukaryota; Fungi; Basidiomycota; Agaricomycetes; Agaricales; Physalacriaceae. Gene Ontology annotation, molecular function: RNA polymerase II cis-regulatory region sequence-specific DNA binding; DNA-binding transcription factor activity. Gene Ontology annotation, biological process: regulation of transcription by RNA polymerase II. Bases 8 to 1828 code for a protein of 606 amino acids. The transcript has a single exon.
CACCACUAUGGCAGAUAUUGAUAGCACAGAACCUCAGCUAGAGGAUAUAAUGGACCCAUUGGAUGAGGAUGGAGAGUGGGAUGAGGAUGAGAACUAUGAUGAUGAUGACCUCGAUGGGGAGACAGAGGAAAUGGCUCAGCGUCUGCGAGAGCAACUCAUGGCUGAUAUUAACAGAGUCAAUGCAGCUGCAGCUGCCGCGGGCCACACUCCUGACGUACCUUUGCCUGCGCCUCUACCUGCUUUUUCUCUAUCUCGGAAGGAAGAGGCCAUUCUCGGCACCAUGAGAUCAAUCUUAGCAUUUCUCGACAAAGAUACGCUCGCACGCUCUACCCUGGAAUCCACUGCCUUAUCGGGAGUACAAGGGGAUAAUGUCUUUCGUAUACUACAGGCAACAGUCACGAAAGGACGCGUUCCAAAGGAAAUCGCAAUGCCUCUUAACCACUCUCUGAUGUCUCUCGCCCGGUCGGAGGCUUUGUUCGGAAAAUUGCGCCAUUCAGACGCUUCUUCUAUUCAGCUCGACAUAGGCAAACGGAAGCGAGCGGAGGAGGAUGAAGGAUCGCAGGUUGAUGCUAGGCACCAGAAACGACCAUUCGUCCAGUACGACCUGAAUGCUCAUGUAAUCGAGGCCGUUGGCGUUGUCAGUCAUGCCAUAGCAUCUUCUACCACGCCCACCCUUGAACCGGCUCUCAUAGCUUCCGUCCAACUACAGCUCCAUCACAUAUUCCUCUUUUCAGUAACAUCAGCUCCACGCGGAGGAAAUGGCAUGAAUGCCCUCCAGGAGAUCGGCGGCUUGAUUCAGGUGCUUGGAGUGCUCAGCGGUAUCCAAAUUGGUCAAAAUUCACCUACCCAGUCCACUGGCUCUACGAGCUCUCAAUUUCAUGGCAUCGGUACCGCCGUAUAUCCCUGUCCAGCAUGUCCAAAGACAUUUUCUCGGCUGUACAGUCUUCGCUCGCACCAGCGUAUCCAUGGUGUCGAGCGUCCUUUUAGAUGCGAACACUGUCCCGCCUCAUUUGCUCGUAACCACGACUUGAAACGGCACGUUAAAUUGCACGACAAAAAGGCUUGGAAAUGCUCCGGUUGCGAUAAAAUCUUCUCGCGUAGGGAUGCAAUUAAGCGACAUCAAAAUGUCAGCCGAAACCAUGGUACCAAAGGCGAAGCGUGUAUUGGGGCCUUGGUGAUAGAGGUGGAAAACGAAGAUGAUGAAGACAGCGCCCGGGAGGAAAAACGAGCCAAAUUAUGGAACGGCAUAGCCACUAGUCAUUCUUCCGGAGCUGCUGGGGAAAUGGAAGAGGGAGAGAUUGAACCCCCCGUAUUAUCGGCGCUGCAAACGACAGUGCUGACCUUGCAUCCGCUUUUACAGACGCACGUCUCCAAUGCACUUGGAGCCAAUGCAUUGCAGACAACAUCUCAGCCUAUCGAUGCCGCAGGUAGCCAAGCCACACUCGCGAGUGUCAUUGCUCGAGCGCAACAGCAACAUGGUGACUCGACCGCUCCGUCGGAAACCGCGAAUCAAUCGUCUGCUAAACCACCCACCAUACCCUCUUCCACAACGACGCCUGCCUCUCCACCAGUCACUGUAAAUGGGGACGGUGAAAAUCCAUCCACUACUGGCGCUCAGCCACAUUCGCUCUCUAUGUUCGGACUCUCAGAUGCGCAAACUCAAAUGCUAGAACAAGCAAUCGCUGGAGCGGCCCUUGCAGCUCAGGCACAAGCAGAGGCAGAGGCAGCGCUAGAAGAAGACGACCACAAAGAUUUUGAUGAUGACGGGGAAUAUGAUGAAGAUGAUGGCGAAGACCUAGAACUCGUUUCCAUUCCUCCGCCUCCUUGAUUAUCGGGCCUUCUACCAUCGCCCUCGUGCAAUUAUAUCUAUGUACAAACUUUCAUAAUAUCAUAAAUAACGCAUUUCACGU